Penicillium longicatenatum is the source of this 1029-nucleotide messenger RNA. RefSeq lists its product as uncharacterized. Lineage: Eukaryota; Fungi; Ascomycota; Eurotiomycetes; Eurotiales; Aspergillaceae. The transcript has 2 exons. The record is from RefSeq and is a predicted model, not a curated record. The coding region runs from base 1 to 1029 and encodes 342 amino acids. Gene Ontology annotation, molecular function: oxidoreductase activity, acting on the CH-OH group of donors, NAD or NADP as acceptor.
AUGGCGUCCGCCCUUGACAUGAUCCAGCAAUAUGUGCAAACCGCCCUAAUGCAAUUACCCGUCCCUGCACAACAAUUGUUGCAGAACCCGAUCGCCCAGAAAGCUGCUGGUGCAGUGGUGGCCCUCGGAGCUGUGCGCUCAAUCAACAACUUCCUGACACAACGGACCGCCAAUAACUGGGUUUCAAGCGACCCAUGGGACCCCUCCCGGGAGCUCAUUCUCCUAACCGGAGGAUGCAGCGGUAUCGGCAAGCAGGUCAUGGAGGACCUAGCGCACACAGGCGUGCGUGUGAUCAUCCUAGAUAUCAACGAGCCCAACUUCAAGCUCCCGGCCAACGUAUCCUUCUACUGGGCCAACAUCACCAAUUCGGCGAACAUUGCAGAGGUCGCCAAGGCCAUCCGGAGCGAGCAUGGGGAGCCAACGGUGCUGAUCAACAACGCCGGCGUUGGCCACGAUGGCACUAUCCUCGAGGAGUCGGAGAAGCAAAUCAGAAACACAUUCGAGGUCAACACGAUCUCGCAUUUCCUCAUGGUGCGCGAGUUCCUCCCGGCCAUGAUCCGUGCCAACCACGGUCACGUCGUAACACUGGCUAGUAUGGCCAGUUUCGUUGGGCUGGGCGAAAUUGCCGAUUACUGCUGUACCAAAGCCAGUGCCCUGGCCUUCCACGAGUCCUUACGCCAGGAGUUGCGUCUGUACUAUAAGGCACCCAAGGUGCGCACAAGCAUCAUCCACCCCUUCUGGGUUCGUACCCCGAUGAUCACGCUCCUGACCGAUUACGAGAAGGAAUUCGGCCAGCCCAUUAUGACCGUCAAGACCGUGUCAGACGCCAUCUGCAAGCAGAUCCUGACCCAGAACAGCGGUCAGGUGAUCCUGCCCGCCUCCAAGACAGUCGCCCGCCUGCUGCGAGGCCUCCCUCUGUGGCUGCAGGAAUUUAUUCGUGGCAAGGAAACUGAAAAGCUGAAGGCCACACGCGAUGCCCAGAUCCGGGCGGAGAAGGCCGCUGCAGAGCGCGCGAGCAAGAAAACAUAG